UAAUGUAAUUAUUCCAUUUGGUCGGAGAGGGGUGUCAAAUUAGGCGAUUUUUGUUUUUCCCCCGAACAUUCGAAAGCUCGAAGGGGGUGAUGGGUUUUACCAUCAUCAACCUAUAAACUCGACCUUACUUGGAAAGGAUCAUCAGCCUAUAAAACCUUUGCUACAUUUUUGUGGGAUUCGUUGAGAAUUCGGAAAUGGACGCAACAGAAGUGGAAGAGGCGUUGAGGGUUUUUGAGGCAGCUCUUUCUCAAAUCAAAUGGAGGCUCAAGCCUGCUUCAAAGCGUCGUCUUCAAACUGAUAUUUUGGCCUUGUGCUCAACAAUGAGACCUUGUAUCAUGGUGGAUUAUGGCGGGAAGAUGCCCGAAUUGGGUGAUCAUCUUUGUGCAUUUCUUAAUCAUUGCAAAAAGGAGUCUUCAAUUUUUGAGCAUUUGCGCGUCAUGGUCAUAGACGAUAUGGUCUAUCUCAUUCAGGUCAGAGCACUUAUGGAAUUUGUCAAAUCAAGUUUGAGUAUGGAGACAGCAACGCUCUUUGUGGACCUUGAAAAUGAUCCUCCCAAGAUCAUGACACAGGGCCAGGCAGGACAAAGCCCUGCAGUGAUGCAGCUCCUGUCAGCUCAGAAGUUUUUCUCCUCAGUCCUUCAUGAAGAUGGGGUGAUCGGUGAUCACUUGCAAAGGCAUGAGACUUACACUGCCAGGUCUUCACUUGAUGGACAUGCCACUUCUGGAUCUCCUGAGUUAGUUGAUCUCAGUUGUUGCCUUCAGGAAAGUCAGGUCACAAUCCCAACCCUGAACGGGUGGCUUCUUGGAUACCCAGUAAUUUAUUUGUUUGGGAAGGACUACAUUGAGCAUGCUGUUUAUAGUCUCUCAACCAAAUCUCUUCACAUCUAUCAAAUUUUUGUCAACAGGGUUAGUGCGUUCAGCAAAGGAUAUCAGAAGGAAGAACUAAUGAGCUUUACUGUGCCUUUCGACCUGAGCAUGGAGGGAAGCAAUGAACCAUGGGCACAGUCAUUUUUGGCUCACAUGCGAGGAAGGUGGGAGAACUGCAAGCAUAUCUGGGGAUCUUUGCAUUUGGAGGAUUUGGAGGUUCUCUCUGUAUGAUGAGAUUUAAAAAUGCCAGUUAUUGCCAUAACAGUGAAGGCCCGAUGAAAGUGGUACGAUGGUGAUGCAAAAAUUAUAGUAGUGAAAUAAAGGAGCUUAUAUACUUGCCUGCCUAAGAGAGUGAUCCCACUGACUUGAACAAGUUUGGUGAAACUCUACUUGUGCAAUGUCAUGUAGACUUCACAAUUAGAAAGAUAAGGUGACCCGUCUGGAAAUCUUUCUUAGUAUCUUACUUCCUCCCGACUAGGUGCAAAAGAAAAACUGUACGAGUCACCACCAUUUUGGCUAUCAAGAACUCAAACUUAUGUUAACAUGAUUAAUGGUUUAAAAAAAAAUGCUAUUAUGUGCAAAGACUUGUUAUUUGGUGCAUAGAUUUGCGAAAAUAGUUUUGAAUGUACCAUUAAGGAACGAAUCCUGCUUUGCUAAUGAUCUGAGAUUCCAAUAAAGAUGGUUUCCUCAAAAUUUUUGUUUGUUGGGAUUAUUGCUUACUCUUGAGUUUAGGUGAAGUUAGGUUGUUUUGGUGAACGUUUCACCUAUUAUUGAUAUUUAAGAAGCGGACAACUGAUGUAAAAGGAAUAAAGGCAAGCGAUGGGCAUCAGCUGAGCAUCCGAUCCCUAGACAUCCACUCUCAUAGUAUUCAAGCACUAGCCUCAUGACCUGUCAGAGGACAACUUAAAGCACCUUCUUUUAAGUAAAAUUCUCCCACUCCAUCCAACCCAUAGAGCAGAGGGGAGAAGAUGAAGACAAAUUAUACGGAUUACAAACAAUAUUAAACAAGCUUAAUUGGCAUGCCUAUAUCUCAUCAAUCUGCAGAGCAAUGGAGGGGUUUGCCUAUAUUUGUUUUCUGGUUCAACCUGUUUUUAUGCUUUAAGUGGGCAUAUUAUCAAGACACAUUAUAUACAUCUGUUUUCUUAUCCUUACAGUAACCGAACGACUCAAUGUGAAGAAAACUGGAAAAUGAAGAAGCUGUCUUUAUUUAUCAAUCACAAUUUAAGAGAUAGUUGCAGCAUCUCAACAAGGGUCAAAUAAAAAUUGAAAAAGGAGAAGCAAAACUUUAGGUUAAAAAGCUUAGGAAAAGAUAAAAAAA
Molecule: messenger RNA, 2184 nt
Organism: Sesamum indicum (sesame)
Lineage: Eukaryota; Viridiplantae; Streptophyta; Magnoliopsida; Lamiales; Pedaliaceae
Source: RefSeq, a predicted model, not a curated record